Sardina pilchardus (European sardine) is the source of this 4362-nucleotide messenger RNA. RefSeq names its product pleckstrin homology domain containing, family F (with FYVE domain) member 2 (gene plekhf2). The coding region runs from base 283 to 1011 and encodes 242 amino acids. Gene Ontology annotation, molecular function: metal ion binding; phosphatidylinositol binding. The record is from RefSeq and is a predicted model, not a curated record. NCBI's taxonomy places the organism in Eukaryota, Metazoa, Chordata, Actinopteri, Clupeiformes, Clupeidae. The transcript has 2 exons. Gene Ontology annotation, biological process: endosome organization; endosome to lysosome transport. Gene Ontology annotation, cellular component: early endosome.
UAUAUCUGCUUGUCCAGUGACUGGACCGUGUGUGUAUUCUGGUUAUUGCAUCAAAUUAGUAUGUCUCUGUCCUUCUCAACUGUCUUUUGAGAAGUGACGUUUCCAAUCCCGCUAACAACUUUACGGAGCCAUAUUGUUAUUGCCCGCAAAGUGCCCCACAGCUGCCGCCUUGCUACUGACAGAGGCGAAGUUGAAAGGGUGACAAAUCUGGAAUUUUUGUCUGGGAACUAGAGGUCACCCCAGCUUUACUGGCAUACGUUUUCUUUGCGAGGUGAAGGAAAGAUGGUGGACCGGCUGGCGAACAGCGAGGCGAAUUCGAAGCGCAUCGCGGUGGUGGAGGGCUGCUUCGGCACGGCGGGUCAGCCGCUGGCCAUCCCGGGCCGCGUGCUCAUCGGCGAGGGCGUGCUGACCAAGCUGUGCCGCAAGAAGCCCAAGGCGCGGCAGUUCUUCCUCUUCAACGACAUCCUGGUGUACGGCAACAUCGUCAUCCAGAAGAAGAAGUACAACAAGCAGCACAUCAUCCCGCUGGAGAGCGUCACCAUCGACACGGUGGAGGACGAGGGCGACCUGCGCAACGGCUGGCUCAUCAAGACGCCCACCAAGUCCUUCGCCGUCUACGCCGCCACCGCCACCGAGAAGUCCGAGUGGAUGAGCCACAUCGGCAAGUGCGUGACGGACCUGCUGGCCAAGAGCGGCAAGGCGCCGACCGGCGAGCACGCCGCCGUCUGGGUGCCCGACUCGGAGGCGACCGUCUGCAUGCGCUGCCAGAAGGUCAAGUUCACGCCGGUGAGCCGGCGGCACCACUGCCGCAAGUGCGGCUUCGUGGUGUGCGGCCCGUGCUCGGAGAAGAAGUUCCUGCUGCCCAGCCAGUCGUCCAAGCCCGUGCGCGUCUGCGGCUUCUGCUACGAGCAGCUGUCCCUCGGCGCCGGGCUGCACACGGUCCCGCGCGCCGACCCGUACGGACGCAACAACCUGUCCGACGACGACGACGACGAAGACAGCAGUGACUGAGAGACCGGCCGAGGGUCCGUUCCCACGUCCACCUCCCUCUGGUGACCCUCCUACCCCCCCCUUAGCCGCCCCAAAGCUGGGUCUCCACGAACAUUAAUCAAUGUCCACUCAGAGCUUGUUGACUUCAUUCUGCUCAUCCUCUUGCCCACUCUAAUAUACUUUAACUCUUCUGCAGCUCUUCCUCUUGCAGAACUGCUAUGAACUCUCCUGAUUCACUUCCAACAUGCUGUCCGUGCUGCAGUAAAUGUCCAAAACGAAUUGUUGAAGUCUACCAGCUGUGAGGACAGCAUCCCUUGUGCUGGUGGAUUAAUAAAAUAAGGUGCAAGUCCUCCAUAAAGACUAAAACACUAGGCGAAGCUUCCCUCCCGCCGCUUUACCCCUCGCGCCCUAACACUGCUCCAGCAGGCUGUGUGUCUCUCCGCACAGUCUCACUACAGGAGCGCCAUCGCUCACGCUGCCCUUUCCCACAGUCUCUCUCUCUUCUCUCUCUCUGUCCUCUCUCUCUCUCUCUCUCUCUCUCUCGGCAGACUCCAUCCAGCCUUUGGUGUGAGGCGGUGAGCAGCUUUCGUCCUCUCAGGCUUUUUUUUGCGUUCGUGCGUUUCUGUUUUUCGCUACCUUUGGACCUUACAUGGUGCGCAGCGGAUGCCGCCAUGCCGACGUCACGGCAGGGAAGAGCAUGGUGCUGGUGCUCGAGCACAGGCUGUAAAUAAUCUCUCGCGCUCAGCUUUUAGGCGUACGACGACGACGACAUUGAGAAGAUGCACUCUAGGUGUCUAGGUUCAGAAUCGGAAUCAGUAUUUUUGUACCGUCUACCUUCCUUUUUCUAGAACAGAGAUGCACCCCCACCCCCCCCACCCCCGUCUCCAAGAUACUUCCCAGUCAUAUUGCCUGGUAGUUUGCAUCCAAGUGCAUUUUAGUCCUGAAUAGAUAAUGCCAGUCAAAUGAAUACUUGCUUAAGACAAAUCAGUGUGUCACUUUGGAGACUGCUAGCUCUUAAAGUGUUGUGUGUGUGUGUUUGUGUGUGUGUGUGUGUGUGUGUGUGUGUGUGUGUGUGUGUGUGGUUAUUUUAUGCAGGUUCCCAAAACUAAGCCUAUGUCAAUGGCUUUACCGCCACUGUGCCUUCUGACCCUCCAGGGGAGCAAGUUUAUUCUUCUCGUUUUUCAGGGAAAGUCCAGUUAACAAAGUAAAAGUGAAAGCCAUGUUUCAGUCCUAGAAGAAUGGAGUCCAUGGACCACGGCACAACAUGACGGACGCUUACUUAUGUUUUACACACUCCUCUGUGUUGCGGCUGUAUAUGAUAUGGAUCUAGGAAUUUGAAGAGUUAUAGAUUACAAGUCUAUAUUUGAUAGCACAGUUUUAUGGAAACCCCUUGUCAGCUUUAUGUAAAUCAGCUGAAAAAAAAAAAAAAAAAUCAGGUUCUAGGCCUAACGUCGAGGAGAAAGAGGAAGAGAGAAUGCCGGCCUCUAGUCCAGAGAUGCACAGUAGUCUCUGCUGAUGGAUUUUGGAUUUGGAUUUUUAUUUGGAUCCCCAUUAGCCUGGUCAGACCAGCUAUUCUUCCUGGGGUCCUAUCAAUUAUUUGCUUACAUCAUAAUUUACAUAAAAGUUAAGGAUGGUUAGUUGUUGGUGUUGGUUACGUAGAUAAGACCCAUGGUGCUGGUGAUGGUUGCAUCAGCCGCAGAUGUCCUCCUCGUCCAAGCAUCUGGCACAGCCCAGGCCCCGCCGUGCCCUCCUGCCCAGCUCUACGUCACGUCCCGUCACCUCACAGGGCCUCUUACUCGGGAGGAAGUGAGCGUAGUGUCGGAGGAAGCGCCCGGUGUCUGUCCGAUUCGAAAGCCGUCCCUCUUUUCCCUCCCUUCUCCCAGCCAACCCCCAUCGAGUGUGUGUGAGCGUGUGUGUGUGUGUGUGUGUGUGGGUGAGUGGGCAGGCCUGUAAGUAUGUAUGUGAGUUUCUGUGUGACGCUGUGGUGAACUCGUGACUCUUCAAACAGGAAUCGAGACAUGCGAGCAGAUGUUGUUUUUGAGGAAGCAGCGUUGUGACACUCCUUGAAUUAAAGUCAACGCCUGAAUGCAUUACUACAGUGAUUAGGCCCGGUAUUACUUAACUCGUAAACCACAGGUGAAUGUGAACAUCCAGUACAAAUGCUUCUAUUAUCCUCAAAAAAGGAACCGUAACUGUGUAAAUGUCAUUAUCUACAAGCGAAAACUGACAUUGAAAAGGGAUACUUUGUGUUUGUUUUUAAAAUAAAGAGCAUUGACUGUUCGAACUAAUAUGCAAGAAGAAGUUUGCAUUAACACAGAACUGAUAUUUGCUGUCUACUUUUUACCAUGGAAACAGUUCUGUCAGCUUCUGCUUGUGCACACAAAACCUCAUGGCUUUUAAAAACUAAUUCAUAUGGGUUUACGGAAAUGUAUCUUUGACUUGAUCUUGCUGUCCUAUGUUUGAACUGGUUUUUAAUGUUAGUAGUUGACUUCAGGUAGUUAUGAAGUCAAUUGUCCAAGGAAUUAACAGUAACAAAGAGACCAAAACUGAAGUGUGGUCUGGAUAAAUUGUAAAGUCUGGCUACAUUUUACGCCAGAAACUAUUCAUGCAAGUUCAUUUAACCCCCAUAACCCCCAACCUCACCCGCACACACACAUUUUAACUAAAAUCUUAAUCCAGUUCUUCAUGUAAGAUUACUUGUCUCAGUCUUGCCAGUGUUGUAAAUUUUGUACAGAUUUUUUUUCUCUCUAAUUUAGUUUGAAUUUCUGCCCUUUGAAAUGGCCUCAGAUUCUGGAACAACUGUACAACCAGUACUUCUCUUCUCAAACUUUAACGAAGUAAAGGCGCUUGGACCAAGGGACUCGUGUCCACAAGCCUUUCAGAACACUGGAGAAAAUGGCCUUAAGCGCUACCAAAGGGCAACUAGAACCGGGACUAAAACCCAAAUGAACUCUUUGGACCCAAAGUGGAAAGGAUGCUAGACAGAGCAAAAGUGGAAUCUGCAAAACCUGAGAUGACGCGUUUUUGCACCUAGACCGUGAGCAAUAAUGUUCGGGACAGAAGAUGCGAGGGAAAUUAUGCAUUUAAAAAAAAAAAAAAAACUGAGUUGUAAUAUGUACUGAUUCUGAACAAUGUAAUUUGUCUGUUUUUGGGGGUUUGGAUUAGUUGGAGUGAACCAUUCAAUUUUAUUGUAAUUUAAAAAGACAAAAUCCUUCUCUUGGGUUGUUUUCAGUCCUUGAAUAUGGUUUGUUCCCUCACCUGAUCUUACAAAAAAAAAAAAAAUGAAUGAAAGGGCUUAAACAAGAAUGUAAUCAAGCAUAUCAUUAUUAGAUACUAAUUUUUUCUGAGGAAAGAAAUACAGUGUAUUAUUAC